Molecule: messenger RNA, 825 nt
Organism: Nanorana parkeri
Lineage: Eukaryota; Metazoa; Chordata; Amphibia; Anura; Dicroglossidae
Product: ankyrin repeat and protein kinase domain-containing protein 1-like
Exons: 5
Coding region: 22-825 (267 amino acids)
Biological process (GO): protein phosphorylation
Molecular function (GO): JUN kinase kinase kinase activity; ATP binding
Source: RefSeq, a predicted model, not a curated record
AAUGGACUGAAUCUGUGAGAGAUGAGCCACGUUAAAUUUGUGUCACCUGACUCACUUGGGCCAAAUUCAGAAUGGGAACAUAUUGGUCAGGGCCAUUUUGGAGAUGUUUUCAAAGUGAAGCACAAGGUUCUCCACAUACAUGUAGCAGUGAAACAACUUAAAGAUCCAUCAUAUCGUCUAGAGGAACUCCUCGAUGAGGCUGAAAAGAUAAAACAUGCUUCAGCCAACGACUAUGUAAUCCAAUUGCAUGGGAUAGUGAAAGUACCUCCUUGUAUCAUAAUGCAGUGGAUGGAGUAUGGCUGCUUGGGCACACUAAUGGAGAGAGUUAAAGUGAUUCCAUGGCCCUUUAAAUAUCGCAUUCUCCACGAAGUGGCAUUGGGUAUGAACUGGCUGCAUCUCCUUUCCCUUUUACACCUGGAUCUCAAGCCAGGCAAUGUUCUUCUGAAUGACGCUCUCCAUAUACGGAUUGGAGAUUUUGGUUUGUCCAGAUUUACAAGUAGCUCCACUGCCCUUGGUGAUAUUGAAGCAGUUGGGGGAACGUUAGCAUACAUGCCUCCUGAAGCAUUUCAAGAGGGAUACAAACCAAGCGAAUCCACUGAUAUUUACAGUUUUGCCAUCCUAUCCGCUGUGGUACUUAAAGGUGAUGACCCUUAUCCAAUUGAUAAUUCUUCGAUGAUAAGAAUGAGUAUAUCUGAUGGUCAGCGUCCCAGUUUUGAAUCCUUGGAGAAUAUUAGCUUUGUGAAGAAUCUAGACAAGGCCAUUGCAUUUACAAAGAGCUGCUGGGAUAGGGACAAGCAAAAAAGACCUUCCUUUGGUGGCAAGUAA